AAAUAUCAUGAGCUGGCCAAUCGUUUCCUAUUUUGUUUUGAUUCGUACCGAGGACAGUUAUCUGUCAUUUAUAUCGCCGGCCAUCACCUCCCGUUGUCUCCCUUGCUGAGGCCUAUAAAAACCGCUACCUCUUUCGUAUUCCAUUGUAUACAAAAGAGAAAAUCUCUCCCCACGUACUUUCUCUAUCUACAGUAAACCGCCGCCGCCUCCUCCUCCUCUUGCUUCUUCAUCUCUUCAAUAUGGUUACAGAAGGCAAGGAUGAGACGCUGGUUGUCCUUACGAAGCCGGUAUCGCUAGAGGGAGACUCCGAUGUUUAUCAAGCUCCUAAUCUCGUUCGACGGAUUUUAAGUCUAUUUAAAAAUGUACGCCCAGGAUCAGAUCUCACAAACUUUCAGUUGCCACCACUUUUCAACAUUCCAAAGUCACACCUCCAAUGUUAUGGUGAAUCUGUGUAUGCUGUGGGUGAAGAUUUGCUGCAUAAGUGCAACAGUGCAGAGAACUCACAAGAAAGAUUUAUAUCUGUAGUGGCAUGGAGCAUUUCUCUUACUCGUCCUACUAUCUUUGGUUGUGCACCUUACAACCCUAUUCUUGGAGAGACUCAUCAUGUCUCUAAGGGAAGCCUCAAUGUUCUGCUAGAGCAGGUUUCACAUCACCCGCCAGUUUCUGCACUGCAUGCAACGGAUGAGAAAGAAAACAUUGAGAUGAUUUGGUGCCACAAUCCAGUUCCUAAAUUCUAUGGGAUUAAAGUGGAAGCUGAAGUGCAUGGAAGAAAGCAGCUUAAGCUCCUAAAUCAUGGAGAAACUUAUGCGAUGAAUUCACCAAGUUUGUUGAUUAAAUUUCUACCACCUGGUCUUGAUUGGGUUGGCAAUGUUAAGAUCCACUGCCAGGAGACUAGCCUUGAAGCUGAGCUAUGUUACUCAACCAAUUCUUUCUUAGGACACAGAGGAGCCCAUUCCAUUAAAGGAAGGAUCUACCGAUCCUCUUCUAUGAAGACUCUUUAUGAGGUUAAGGGACAUUGGAACAGCAUUGUGACAGUGAAGGACACCAAUAAUGGGAAAGAGAGAGUUAUUUACAAUGCAAAAGAAGUAAUCUCAGGGUUGAAAACUCCAACAGUUAAGGAUCCUCAGGGAGUUUUGUCAAGCGAAUCAGCUGCGGUGUGGAGUGCAGUUAGUGAAGGGAUACAGAGCAAAAACUGGGAGAAAGCAAGGGAAGUAAAGAAAGCUGUUGAGGAAAAACAGAGAGAACUUGUGAAAGACAGGAAUUCAAGAGGACAAACUUGGGUUCCUAAACAUUUCAAUUUAUCUUAUACCAAGGAAGGUGGUUGGGACUGCUCACCUAUUCACACAUGGGUGCCACCAGCUCCCAUUGUUGUCCCCCUUUGAGUUGCUUUAAUCACAAUAAAUCAUCUUUUUGUUAAUUAUAUACAUCAUCUAUAUAUAAAUGGAAUUCACAUUAGAAGAUGUACCCAUGCAUCAAAAUCAACAUAGAUAGAAAUAUAUCAUUUAAGCUU
This is a messenger RNA of Hevea brasiliensis (rubber tree), 1510 nucleotides long. Its product is annotated as oxysterol-binding protein-related protein 4C-like. Gene Ontology annotation, molecular function: sterol binding. Gene Ontology annotation, cellular component: cytosol; membrane; intracellular membrane-bounded organelle. The record is from RefSeq and is a predicted model, not a curated record. The transcript is spliced from 7 exons. NCBI's taxonomy places the organism in Eukaryota, Viridiplantae, Streptophyta, Magnoliopsida, Malpighiales, Euphorbiaceae. The coding region runs from base 240 to 1382 and encodes 380 amino acids.